Molecule: messenger RNA, 1092 nt
Organism: Fusarium falciforme
Lineage: Eukaryota; Fungi; Ascomycota; Sordariomycetes; Hypocreales; Nectriaceae
Product: Non-specific serine/threonine protein kinase
Exons: 1
Coding region: 1-1092 (363 amino acids)
Biological process (GO): protein phosphorylation
Molecular function (GO): ATP binding; protein kinase activity
Source: RefSeq, a predicted model, not a curated record
AUGUGGUUUGUGGACUGGCGGGCAGUGUUGAGGCAGCGCAGCGUAUCGACCGUGAAUCACCCCCCUCAUCUCUUGCACUUCUCAACUUCCCCGACCAAGACCGGCACAAUUCUUUCUUCUCUACUGCUGCUUCAAGAUCGAUUGUUGGUACCCACCAAGGAUGUGGAUACCAAAUACAAUUCCCCUGGAGGAUUGGCCUCCGCGUCAUGGGUGCCGCUACCCGAUCCCCGACGUCCCGAUUUCCCGUACUACAGCGGUCUUACCCUCACUAUCCGACCUCACACACCUCCCGCUCCCUUUGGACUGACUGGAUAUACCAAAGGAUCAGAACGCCAGCAGGCCCGCCGAGAGGAGAUUGCCAAGGUCUCGCAGAGUGAAUGGUGUCUUCGCAAUCCUCUCGCCGAAACCCCUCCGCACUCAGGCGAUGCAGAGACGCAAACGCUCGAGAUUGUUCAUGGCAUCGCCUGCAAGGAUGGACGAGGUGCCCAAGUUGUGCGCUGCCACCUCGGCGACGACAAGGACCGCAGCUACGUGGCCAAGAUCUACGAUCCCUUCUACUACUCCUACGCUGACCCUGAGUUUGGCUCCCCCGUCGACGUCACCUACAUGGCAGACGAGCACUACAGUCGUGAAGCGGCAGCUUUUGAGGACAUCAAGGCUGCAGGCGUCGAUGGCCAGUUCACUCCCAAGUACUAUGGUUCCUGGACGUUUGACAUGCUUUUGCUCGGUACUUCCGAGGUGCGUCCAGUGCGGUUGGUGCUCCUGGAGUGGGUAGAUGGAGUCGACCUCUGGAGUAUCAUGGAAAGGGACGGCGCGAACAAUGGCUUCCAUACUAUACCACCUGAGGAGCGACUCGAGAUCUUUGCAAAGGCUGCAGAGGCAGAAACAAAACUCGACUACUACGGCGUCAUUCACCGCGACUUCUCGCCCAGGAACGUCAUGAUUGUUGAUCAAGCCACAGACGUGGGAUCUCGCAAACGAGUACUCUUGAUCGACCUGAACAAUUCCACCUGCAUCAACCGCCCCAACUUUCGAGACAGACAAUUCCGCAGGACAGAUCCCCUUCCCACCAACUCGCGCUAUCUUUGGUGA